Molecule: messenger RNA, 396 nt
Organism: Pistacia vera
Lineage: Eukaryota; Viridiplantae; Streptophyta; Magnoliopsida; Sapindales; Anacardiaceae
Exons: 1
Coding region: 1-396 (131 amino acids)
Source: RefSeq, a predicted model, not a curated record
AUGACUGAUCUAGGAGAAAUGUCUUAUUUCCUUGGAAUGGAGAUUAUUCAAACUCAACAUGAGAUAUUUGUUAGCCAAAGAAAAUAUGCUAAUGAAGUCCUAAACAAGUUCAACAUGGACAGGUGCAGACCAAUGGACACUCCACUGGUUGUAAAUUUGAAGCUGAGCAAAGAUGAUGGAGCUGUGAAGAUUGAUGAGCGAAUUUAUAGAAGUUUGAUUGGGUGUCUAUUGUAUUUGACAGCCACCAGGCCUGACUUAAUGUUUGCAAGAAGUCUCCUCUCCAGGUUUAUGAGCAACCCGAGUGAAGUUCAUCUCAAGGCAGUCAAGAGAGUGUUAAGGUACAUUAAGGGAAGUUCUGAUCUUGGUAUAUGGUUUAAGAAGUCUGAAUUUUUUUAG